This is a messenger RNA of Amorphotheca resinae ATCC 22711, 421 nucleotides long. RefSeq lists its product as hypothetical. Lineage: Eukaryota; Fungi; Ascomycota; Leotiomycetes; Helotiales; Amorphothecaceae. The record is from RefSeq and is a predicted model, not a curated record. Bases 29 to 325 code for a protein of 98 amino acids. The transcript has a single exon.
GCUUGUCCCGUGGUGGCGCUUUUGAAGAAUGGGAGAGAAAGAUGCCCCUGCGGGAAGUACAAAGUACAUAUACGAUGUUGUUCUCCUUUGUGCUCUCUUAGGUCUCUUUGCCCUCUCUGCUCUCUCUGCCUCUCACUCUUUUCGUUUCUCUCAACACUGCUCUCGUUGCCUCCGUUCCUUUGGGCUGCGUUUGUUGUGUACACAAAAUAGAUUCAGCGUCUCUGGAGAUCGCGCGGGCUUCAUCACUGUCAUUCACUUCUACUCACCUUCCAUUCACUCAAGAUACACGCUUGCCGUGUACGCUCAUUCAUUGAUUGAAUCCUGACUCCAACCACCUGGUCUAUCACCUACGUUCUUUGUACCCCCCAAUUCUUUCUUUUCCACGAUCUGGACACUUUCUUUCCUCCGCGAACCCCACGAC